UGGAGUUGGGGGAAUAUUUGGGGCGGAUUUAUUUUCCCGUCAAAUUAUUUUCCCUAGUUCGAUGGAAUCUAACUCCCACCAUACCCCAUGGAAGUCCGAAUUUCUGUGUUAUUUUCCAUCCAUCCAUCUUCCUUCCUCUUUCUUUUUCCGCCAUUUUCCUGAAAAGUUUCGCCAUAGAACAUGCUCCUUCUGAAGAUAGACCUGCUGCUGAGCAUUCGUCCCAGCAAAGUAAACUUUCGCAAUAUAGAUCGAACAAAGUUUGGGGUGAAAUAAAGGAGAUUGAUUCUUAUAAGGUUAGGGUGAUAAAGACUGGAAAUUCUCUCAACUUUUGAUGAAGAAGUUCAAUAAGAAACAUUGGUGUCUUUUUAUCUGAAAAAACCGAACGCUUCAGAUAUGCUGCAAUAAAGGAGGUUCUUGCUGAAAUCUAAGGCAACCUAAGUAUGAAUUACUUUACGAACAAUCAUGUGGAAGAGCGACGAGUAGCUGAAGAAAAGGAAGAUGAGGAGGAUGAAGAGGGAAAUGAGAAUGAUAUGGAGGCUUGGGAGAGAGCUUAUGCAGAGGACAGAUCAUGGGAGUCUCUGCAAGAAGAUGAGUCUGGACUCCUCCGUCCAAUCGAUAACGAUGGUGUACAACAUGCCCAGUACCGUCGCCGCCUAAGGAACCUCUCUGCUGCGUCUGCAGCCUCUAGGAUCCAGAAAGGUCUCAUACGCUACCUAUACAUUGUCAUUGAUCUCUCUAGGGCAGCUUCAGAGAGGGAUUUUAAGCCAAGCCGGAUGGCAGUGGUUGCCAAACACGUCGAAGCUUUCAUUAGAGAGUUCUUUGAUCAGAACCCUCUUAGUCAUAUUGGUCUAGUUACUAUUAAGGAUGGGGUAGCUCAGUGCUUAACUGACCUUGGUGGAAGUCCUGAUUCCCAUAUAAAGACUUUGAUGGGUCAGUUGAGCUGUUCGGGUGAUUCCUCCCUUCAGAAUGCCCUAGAUCUUGUUGAAGGCUAUCUCUGCGGAAUUCCCUCGUAUGGUCACCGUGAAGUCUUAUUAUUAUAUUCUGCUCUUACGACAUGUGAUCCUGGGGAUGUAAUGGAGACCAUCAAAAAAUGCAAGAGGUCUAAAAUUAGGUGCUCAGUUAUUGGCCUUUCGGCAGAAGUUUUUGUAUGUAAACAUCUUUGCCAAGAGACUGGAGGGUCCUACACCAUCGCGUUGAAUGAAUUUCAUUUUAAGGACUUGUUACUGGAGCAUGCUCCUCCACCACCAGCAAUAGCAGAAUUUGCUGUUGGGAAUUUAAUCAAGAUGGGGUUCCCACAAAGAGCAGCAGAGGGUGUUGUCUCUAUCUGUUCGUGCCACAAGGAAGCUAAGGUUGGUGGGGGUUACAUUUGUCCAAGAUGCAAAGCACGUGUCUGUGAACUGCCUACAGAAUGCCGAAUUUGUGGGCUGACACUUGUUUCUUCACCUCAUUUGGCAAGAUCAUAUCAUCAUUUAUUCCCGAUAACUCCUUUUGAGGAGCCGUCACUCGGGCUUCUCAAUAGUUCACGUCACAAGUUACCGAAAACUUGUUUUGGUUGCCAACAAAGCCUUGUACCUUCUGGUAACAGGCCCGGCCUCCGUGUUGCUUGCCCCAAGUGUAAACAACAUUUCUGCUUGGACUGUGACAUUUACAUACAUGAGAGCUUGCACAAUUGUCCAGGUUGCGAGAGUCUUAGACAUUCCAAAACCGUUAACAAUAUUGAAUGAUUUUUUUGAUUCAAACAAUUGUGAACAAUAACUCGAUUAGUGGAGUUUGUAGUUGUAGCUAUCAAUUGAGUUUUUUCUCAAAUUCUUUACCCCACUAAAUUAAUCCUUUUGUAUUCUUUGUA
Messenger RNA from Papaver somniferum (opium poppy), 1846 nucleotides. Its product is annotated as general transcription factor IIH subunit 2-like. Gene Ontology annotation, molecular function: zinc ion binding. The transcript is spliced from 7 exons. Gene Ontology annotation, biological process: DNA-templated transcription; nucleotide-excision repair; regulation of transcription by RNA polymerase II. Gene Ontology annotation, cellular component: transcription factor TFIIH holo complex; transcription factor TFIIH core complex. NCBI's taxonomy places the organism in Eukaryota, Viridiplantae, Streptophyta, Magnoliopsida, Ranunculales, Papaveraceae. The record is from RefSeq and is a predicted model, not a curated record. Bases 441 to 1724 code for a protein of 427 amino acids.